AUGGCAUCACUGUUUUAUCAAGUUUUGGGGCAGAGAUCCUUGCAGUUACAGAAACCGAACACCGGCAGCCGAGGAGCUUCACUAGGAGCCAUACCUUUCCUUGAUGUGCAGAAAAAGCUGGGCAUUAGCCUAUACCGUCACCAAAGUGUUCAGCAGCCCUUCAAGAUUCCCUCUCGAUGCCAUGCUUUUUCAAAGGAGUGGAUAGAGUGUGCACAUGGAAUUGGCGCUACCCGGGCUGAAAAGGAGUACAAGAUUGAAUUUGAAGAUUUUGAAGAGUGUUUGCUGCGGUACAAAAGGAUAAAGCGAAUUAAUCAGAUCAAGUGACAGCGAGAUAAGCUAGUCAAGUAGGGGAAAUACACCCCUCCACCUCACCAUGCGGGCAAGGAGGAGCCCGGGCCCUGA
Acomys russatus (golden spiny mouse) is the source of this 402-nucleotide messenger RNA. Its product is annotated as NADH dehydrogenase [ubiquinone] iron-sulfur protein 5-like. Lineage: Eukaryota; Metazoa; Chordata; Mammalia; Rodentia; Muridae. The transcript is spliced from 2 exons. The record is from RefSeq and is a predicted model, not a curated record. Gene Ontology annotation, biological process: mitochondrial respiratory chain complex I assembly.